Messenger RNA from Anoplophora glabripennis (Asian longhorned beetle), 1086 nucleotides. RefSeq names its product SAP domain-containing ribonucleoprotein (gene Sarnp). The coding region runs from base 61 to 861 and encodes 266 amino acids. The transcript is spliced from 5 exons. Gene Ontology annotation, cellular component: nucleus. Lineage: Eukaryota; Metazoa; Arthropoda; Insecta; Coleoptera; Cerambycidae. The record is from RefSeq and is a predicted model, not a curated record. Gene Ontology annotation, biological process: poly(A)+ mRNA export from nucleus.
AAAAGUAGUUCAGGUGAACAGAAUGGAAUGUGAAAUGUUUUCUAUUUGUAAAUUUUGAAAAUGGCGGAUGAAUCUUUGACCGAUAUUUCGUUGGAUAUAUCCAAACUUAAGGUUCCUGAUUUGAAGAAAGAAUUAAAACUAAGGGGUUUAAGUACAACCGGUAAUAAGAACGAAUUGAUAGAAAGACUACAAUCUGCAAUGAAAUCUGCUGAUGGCAUGGGCCAGGAAUCAGUAGACGAUCUGGAGGAAGAUUUAUUAAACGAUGAUGACGAUGAACAUUUAGAUGCAAGUGAGUCUGUUAUUCUUGAGAAUGAUUUGGAUGAUUCACCCAAGACGCAAAAAAGAAAAAUUGAGGAAACGACUCAUAUAGAAACAAAAAAUGGACCUCCGAAAAAAGUUAUUUUGAACAGAAAUAAUAGUAACAGUGUUGAAACUCCUAAACUCAAUGAAGAAAAUAAAACAGUUGAAUCUAAGAAUAUAACUAAUAUAGAGCCAGAAAAAAAAGUUAUAAAAUUGUCAGAAUUAAGUGCUAAAGAGCGUUUGGAGAUGAGGGCUAAGAAAUUUGGUGUGUCUGCAUUAAGUGCUGAUGCUAAAAAAGUUGUAAGAGCUGAAAGAUUUGGUAUAAAUUCAAAUUCUUCCAAUAUUAGUUCUGAAAAAGUUAACACAAGUGUUGAUGUACUUAAGCAAAGAGCUGAACGUUUUGGGGGAUCCGUGUCCACUAUUAUGUCUAGUUUAGAAAAUAAAGAGAAACUAGAGAAAAGAAAGGCACGAUUUGGAGUUGUCACAAAUACAAAUGGUGCUUUGUCCGACAGUGAAAAGGCUAAAAGAAGGCUAGAAAGAUUUAAGCAACCUAUUAAAUAAUACAAAUAUUUCAAAUGGUUUUUGUAUAUUCAAAUGUACAAAUUAACUGAUAGUGUUAAGAUUAUUUUAUUAUAAUUGAUACUGUUAACAUUUCCAUAUUUUUUUUUGAGGUAACACGGAUUUUAGUUUCAGUUUUACGAUUUGAAUAUUCAUAACACUUUUUUUACAUAUGUAAGAUGUAUACAUGUAAUGUUUUAUUUUAAAUUUAAUAAGAAAAUUAAGAAC